AUGGCGGCUAUCGGUGGCAAGCCGGCCAAUGUGUACUUGCACCGGCAGGCGGGUACAGCCAAGUCGUGCUUCGUGUGUUACAAGCAGACCACGCACGUGCUCGUAUCCCAAUCCUUACCCACGCAGGACUUCAUGUACGUCUGCCACGCGCACCUCGCCGAUCGACACUUUGCGACCAAGCUCUCGGAUCCUUCUGGCGCCUCUACUACCGCCACAACUGCGGCCACAACCGCGGCAGCUUCCGGGGAUCGACUUCCGGACAAGGUGAGCCAGCAGGAGAUCGACAAGAUCAAGCAGGAGUACGAGGCCAAGCUCAAGCAAAAGAAGGACAAGGACGACAAGGAUAAGGACAAGAGCAGCGAGAGCAAGCCCUUUUCGGCCAUGUCGGUGGCCGGCAGCGUGUUCUCCACCGUCACAUCCACUGUCUCUGGGCUGGCAUCUUCAGCCUUGGUAUCCAUCCCCAACGAAGCGGCGCCAUCGGCUGCAUCCACACCCACAGCAGCCACAGCUACGGAGCAGCUGAGCAAGCAACAUCCGCUCCACGCCACCUAUGCGCUCCAUCGCGAGUUUUACGCUGCGCGCGUGCGCAACUACAACGAGCGCAUGUUCAAGACCAAGGAACGCCAACUCAACAUGCCUCCCGCUCCCAAGAACGCGCUGCCCUGA
This is a messenger RNA of Moesziomyces antarcticus, 666 nucleotides long. Its product is annotated as DUF1742-domain-containing protein. Lineage: Eukaryota; Fungi; Basidiomycota; Ustilaginomycetes; Ustilaginales; Ustilaginaceae. Gene Ontology annotation, cellular component: endosome. Gene Ontology annotation, biological process: vacuolar transport. The record is from RefSeq and is a predicted model, not a curated record. The coding region runs from base 1 to 666 and encodes 221 amino acids. The transcript is spliced from 2 exons.